Messenger RNA from Diaporthe amygdali, 465 nucleotides. RefSeq lists its product as uncharacterized. The record is from RefSeq and is a predicted model, not a curated record. Lineage: Eukaryota; Fungi; Ascomycota; Sordariomycetes; Diaporthales; Diaporthaceae. The transcript has a single exon. Bases 1 to 465 code for a protein of 154 amino acids.
AUGUGCGAUACCAAUGGGAGCCGUAGUAAUCAAUGUGCCUUCUCCCGGCAGAGGCCGAUCGUGGUACAAACGACCGCACGGCCUCUCAUUGCCGCCGGAGCUUCUAUCGCUAGGAAUCACGGGGCAAAGCGGACACCCGUGAGGCGUGGCAUCUUCGGUUCAGGCUGGAAGUCACACCACAAUGCGGGACUAAACCAGGCACCCAAGACCGAAGCACGCCUGGUCGACGAAUGCACUCCCCGAAGCCAUAUCUCCUCAGGAGCAGACAGCCCGCUACUCCCUCCUCUGAGGCUCCCGCGAGCCCGCAGAAGCAAGCGCCCUGAUGCCAGCCACAGCGACCCAGCCAACGACAGCCACCGUCACAGCCAGCCUCAGCUCCCUCGCGACGCCGACGAUGGAGGGGCUGAUGGUCAGCGUGUGCACGUGGUUUAUGGCGCCCGAGUGCUCGGCCGCGAGGGCGAAUGA